GUCAUAGAAUCUCCAGUAUUUCCUGGAAAGGAGACAAGGAAAAGUCACAAGAAGUUCUUGCUCGCCUCUAAAAAGUUGUUUACUGGACUUCAUUUACAGUCUAAAGCGAGAGAAGGUUAAACGAAAAACAGAAUGUCUCUGAUGGAGCACGGUGGUGUUGCCCCCAUCAGGCCGGUGACGGCAGUGGCCUGGGCCUCCAACAGCAGCACCUGUCCCAAAGACUUCAACCUGAUUAGUAUAACCGAGGAUGGAGCUGCUGCUAACUUCACACGGAGCUUCGCCAUGAAGUCUGGCUACUACCUCUGCUACAGCAAGGACAUGUCAGGUGGUAUGGUAGUAUCUGAUGUCCAGGUGAUCUCAGAGAAGGAGACUGUUCCUCAUGGGUACUGUUACAUACCUGAACACCUGGAGCCUAGGGCCUCUGUGUCGAAGAAGAAGCGUGUGUGUGUCCGAAUGGUUCCAGUGGGUGGUGUGGAGACCGCUGUACUGGACAUCAAACUGACUGCUAAGAGUAGAAUGAUGCUGCAGCACUACACCUGUUUAGGGGACAUGAAUGGGUAUGUGAUGUGGUGUAGGAAGGGGCCCUUCUCCAGCCCUCUACCCCAGGCCAAGCCUCGCAGCCUCAGCCUUGACCUCCGUAAGCUCUCCCUGGACCAGAACCCCCCUCCACUACCCCUCAGACCCAGCAACGCUCCACCCCCGCCCCCUGGCAGGAAGCUCAGCCAUCGCCGCAGCAACCUCCAAUUGAACGACACCGUGGACAAAGUGGUCGACAGCAGCAGCAUCUACGGCAUCUCAGCCAUAGAUGGUGUUCCCUUCACUCUGCACCCCAAGUUCGAGACCCAAACGAACGGCAUGACCCCAACAAACACUCUGAACAACAUUCGCAUCAAGUCUGUCCAGGACAUUGAAAAUGAGUACAACUACACUUUCAUCGUGGAGGAAAACGCUGCCAAGAGAACCAGACCUCUCACCACAGGAAGCACCUCUUAGGCUCAAUGACCUUUCAACUCCGACCUCAACAACGGCAGCCUGCUUGACCCACAGCCCCACGGGGGGUCAAUGUGAUAUGUCAGGGUCAUGAGAUGAUAAUCAAUGUCCAAGUGCCUAGAAGAUGACUGACUAUAACAGAAGUGUCAUUCUACAUUCCAGAGUUCCUCCACAACUCCAUUUUUAUUCCGUGUUCUAAACUCUUACACAUUCCAUUCUCUCCACCAUAGUGUCUUAUAUGAGACCAGUUAGUUAUUUAUAUAUAUAUAUAUAUAUAUAUGUAUGUGUUAGAGAUGACUCUUUGAGGGGAAGAGAAUGUUGUUUGGCAGGGUAUGCUUGUUUCUCUUGUAAGAAUAAUGGAGGGAACCUAUUGCUCUUUCUAUUGAUUGUUAUUGGGGUGUUUAGGGACCAAACUAAAUGUUGUUACACUUUCAAUGUAAAUAAUGUUACUAUCAUGUCUCUGUAGUGAGACAUGGGUCAUUUCAUUGAAGUAUGUUACCUGUAACUGGUCAUAUUUUCUGUAUAUUGCACAAGCGUAAAACAAAUAAAAUACCUAAUAAUUUA
Messenger RNA from Coregonus clupeaformis (lake whitefish), 1554 nucleotides. RefSeq names its product multivesicular body subunit 12A (gene mvb12a). Bases 133 to 993 code for a protein of 286 amino acids. Gene Ontology annotation, cellular component: cytosol; ESCRT I complex. Gene Ontology annotation, biological process: virus maturation; endosome to lysosome transport via multivesicular body sorting pathway; regulation of epidermal growth factor receptor signaling pathway. The transcript is spliced from 10 exons. NCBI's taxonomy places the organism in Eukaryota, Metazoa, Chordata, Actinopteri, Salmoniformes, Salmonidae. The record is from RefSeq and is a predicted model, not a curated record.